GUGUCGUUUAAUGAUUUUUAAAAGCGGGUUUGUUAGGAUUGCGGAAGUGGAUGCGAACUACAUGUCCCGCGCCGACGCGUCGCGAGCUCGAGGCAGUGUAAACAGUACUCCAGGAACAUGAAGAGAUCGGAUGACAGUGAGAGGGAAAAGAGGAGAAAGAGACGCCGGCUCCUCCAGGAACUUGGCGAGCAGAAGAUCCCCUUCCUGUCCCCCUCUGAUCCCGGCUUCCAGCAGCUAUGGGAUACGAGUUAUUCGGGACUGAUGCUGCGGCGCUCGGGCAGCCUUCCUCCAGGCCUGGACGAGCGCGUUCAAUCCGCACUGCGCACGCUGCGUGACCGAGGCUGCCUCCUGAGAGAUCUGGUGCGCGUCCGAGAGCGCGAUGUGUUCACGGCGGUCUCGCGUGCGCUCGUUGGCCAGCCUGGGUGCACCUACCGCUACCUGGACACCCGUCUCUUCACCAUCCCCUGGCACUGCGAGGAGGACGAGGGCCUGGGACAUAACGAAGGCCAUGGAGACAAACCCUGCUGUGAUGUGGGGCUGAGAGCCGCCUGCAAGGCCUUAUGGGAGCUGAACCAGUUCUUUUGCUCUGACGUACAGCAGAAUCAGAACGCCCGGGCCAGCAAACGCAAGUGCAGCGAAGAACAAGGAGAAGAAGAAGAAGAAGAAAAAGAAGAAAAGGGAGGGGAAGAAAAGGCCAAAAGCGAAGGAUGUUCCGAGGAUCGAACGUGCAAAGAGAAGGAGGCCGGGAAAGAGUCAGAUAGCGGACAGGGCUGCUCUCGCUCGUCUCCUCUUUCUUCCAAGUCAGGCCCGAUCCGCUUUAACAUCACACUUAUUAACUACAUGGACCCGGCCAGCAUGAGCCAGCUGAAGGAGGAGCCGUAUUACGGCAUGGGGAAGAUGGCAGUAGGAUGGCACCAUGACGAGAACCUUGUCCCUCUGUCGCCCGUCGCGGUUUACAGCUACAGCUGCCCGGCAGAGAGCAAGACAGAAGUAAAGCCAGCCGAAGAAAAGGAAGGACAGACAUCAAACGAAGGAGAAAAAGGAGACGAGGAAGGAAGGAGCCGGGAAGAAGAGGAAGGAGCAGGGGUUGAGGGAACGAGUAAAGAGGAAGGAGGGAAAGAGAAGGAGAAAGAAAAGGCGUGCUGGCGUGUUGGGUUAAAGGUGGCCUGGGACAUCCACACACCAGGGUUAGCUCUACCACUGCAGUCUGGAGACUGCUAUUACAUGACAGAUGAUCUGAACAGGACACACCAGCAUUGCGUACUGGCGGGAGACACGGCCAGAUUCAGCUCGACACACAGAGUUGCACAGUGCAUAACAGGGACUUUGGAGUACAUCCAGAAACGGUGCUCGGAAGCUUUGGAGAACUUGCACACAGAUCCCGAAACCGGUGCGAAGAGUCUGCACUCGCUUCUCCUCUCCACCAUACAGCACAUAGAGGACAUUCAUAACGAGGUGGAGUUUGAAUGGCUGAGGCAGUAUUGGUUCCAGGGCCGGCGUUACGCUCGCUUCUGCAGCUGGUGGAGUAAACCGAUGGAGCGUCUGGAGACUGACUGGAAGCAGAUGGAGAGGAUGACUGAGCUGCUCCUGGCGGUGGUGGAGGAUGAGAGCAACGUUCAGGAGAACAGACAGGAGAUGGCUGAGACGCUGCUCAAUGCUCUGAGUGACAGACAGCAGCACAGGCAGACCUGGAGGGACAGAUGCCAGUCGAGCCUGGCGCAGACUUUACCCCCUGAAGAGGCACCUGUCGACCGACCGUAUUGGACCAGCGACGACCCAGACAUGCCCUUGCCCUUUGACCUCUCUGACAUCAUCAGCCGGGUGGAGUCACUCCUCUGGAGGAUGUGAAGAUUUUUCUCACAAAAUGAAGAAGAGAGGCAGAUGAAAGACAGAAAAAAAGAUUAAGGUACCAUGAAGGAGUGGGAACAGGUGAUACACGAACUGCACUUACCUGGGGAAGACCAUUUACACACACACACACACACAUGCACACAAACAUGCACACACAUGUAUACACACAUAUACACACACACACACACACCAGCCAGGAGACUCCACCACCAGAGAUGGAUGAAGGGACAGAACCGGAGGAAAGGACCUGGGACGAGUUCUUUUUAAUCUUUCUCAUAUCUUCCUUCUUCAUGGCCGUUUUAACGUGUAGUGUUACGAUGCGAACGCAUUUAGACCAUUUCAGCAGUAGCUAUCAGAAACCUAGUCACCCGGCCGCGUACGAUUUUAAUCAUGCCCAUGUAGUGUCUUUUAACAAGCUGUGUCUGUCCUGCAUCGCAUAUACAGUAUACACGAGGCGCUUCAUCAUGCACUUAUCGCUAGUUUACCUGAAGAUCAUGAGAGGGUUCCAGCCACCAGGAUGGGAGGGAGGUCAUGUGACUGACUGUGUCUGAUGAUGUCAUUCAGUGUGCAAGGCAUACUGUAGUUCUCAGACCUGCGUGUCAGUAUUGUCAGUGAUGCUUGUGUGUGUAUGUGUGUGUGUGUGUGUGUGUGUGCGUACACAGGAGUGUAUGGAAUUUGGUGCAUGGUUAUGUGUGCCGGUGAGAGUGUGUAUGGGUGUGUUCACGUUGCAGUUUGGAUGUAUGCCUGUUAGUAUAAAUGUGUGUGUGUGUGUGUGUGUGUGUUCAGGGUGAUGUUCUAGUGUCACUAAGUGCAUCUCAGUGUUUGGGGAAGGAGGGCUGAACAAUUGUGUGUGUGUGUGUGUGUGUGUGUUUAAUCAUCGUGUUUUAUUGUCAGUAAAUACAUCUUAAUAAGGUGUGUGUGUGUGUGUGUGUUAGUGUUUAAUCAUUGUGUUUUAUUGUUAGUAAAUACAUCUCAAUAGAAUGUGUGUGUUAGUGUUUUAUCAUUGUGUUUUAUUGUCAGUAAAUACAUCUCAAUAAGGUGUGUGUGUACGUAUGUGUGUGUGUAUGAAUGCGCUUAAUAUUAGUAUUGAUUUCACAUCAGAGUGGGGGUGUGUGGGUGAGAGAGAGAGUGUAAAAUGCUGUCUUUUCUGUAAAGCUAUGUUUGCAUAGUUUAAAGAAAAAGUUUAGGGGCCACACCCCUUCUUCAUUAUGACUGACAGACAUAGGCCACGCCUCUUUUACUGAGACCAACAUGAAAAACAAGUGUGUGAUACGUUUGGUACAGCGUUCCGAACCCAAGUGUCUGGAUUUGUGAUCAGCUUGCAAUCUGAUUGUCUCUCCACAUUUCACUUGUAAAACACUGCACCGUAGUUAACGCAGCUGCACGGGAUACCGUUCCAAAACGUGUGUCGAAUUCCGUCUUUGAAACUUAUCAAUCAUGUGUCAUGCAGCUACGCCCCGUUCGCGUUUAUUAGGGUUUAAAAUAACCCCAUCGACAUAAAGUUUUGCUUUUGCUAAAGUGUGCAUGCAUACAGUAUACAUAUUUAUAUGACUUAUAGCUAAUCAAAACCCAAAAUUCAGUAUCUCAGAAAAUUAGAAUAUUACUUAAGACCAAUAAAAAAAAUAUUUAACACAGAAAUGUUAUAAUACUGAAAAGUAUGAACACAUACAGCACUCAGUACUUGUUCAGGGCUCCCCAUGCGUGAAUUGCUGCAGCAAUGAGGCGUGGCAUGGAGGCGAUCAGUCUGUGGUACUGCUGAGGUGUUAUGGAAGCCCAGGUAGCUCUGAUAAAGGCCUUCAGCUCUUUUUCUGGUGUCUCACAUCGUCCUCUUUACAAUACUACAUAGAGAGUCUUUAUGGGGUUUAGGUUGGGCGAGUUUGCUGGCCAAUCAAGCACAGGGAUGCCAUGGUCCUUAAACCAGGUACUUUUUGGCCCUGCUGGAAAAUAAAAUCAGCGUCUCCAUAAAGCUGAUCAGCAGAGGGAAGCUCUUAACCUUCCUGGUGGACGGCUGCACUGACCUUGGACCUGAUCAAACACAGUGGACCAACACCAGCACAUGACAUGGCUCCCCAAACCACCACUGACUGUGCAAACUUUACACUGGACAUCAACCAGCUUGGAUUCUGUGCCUCUUCUCUCUUCCUCCAGACUCUGGGAUCUUGAUUUCCAAAGGAAUUGCAAUAUUUACAUUGAUCUGAAAAAAAAAGACUUUGGCAUACUGAGCAACAGUCCAGGUCUUUUUGUCCUUAGCCCAGGUAAGACACCUUUGAUGUUGUCUUCAAGAGUGGCUUGACACAGGGAAUGCGGCAGUUGUAGCCCAUGUUCUGUACAUGGUGGCUCUUGAAGCACCGACUCCAGCUGCAGUCCACUCCUUGUGAUUUUCACUUAAUGGGCUUUGUUUCACAAUCUUCUCAAGGCUGAGGUUUUCUCUGUUAUAACUUUCCAUUAAGGUGCUUUGAUACAGCACUCUGUGAACAGACAGCUUCUUUAGCAAUGACCUUUUGUGUCUUACCCUCCAUGUGCAGGGUGUCAAUGAUCGUCUUCUGGACAACUGUCAAGUCAGCAGUCUUCCCCAUAAUUGCGUAGUCUACUGAAGCAGACUGAGAGACCAUUUCAGGAAACCGUUGCAGGUGUUUUGAGUUGAUUAGAGUGCGAUACCAUGACUCUCAAAGAUUGAAUUUUUUUUGCCAUGUUCAAAUUUUCUGAGAUACUGAUUUUUGGCUUUUUAUUAACUGUAACUCGUCUUUUAAUUUUGUAAAGCUGCUUUAAGACAAUGACCACAGUUAAAAGCACUAUAUAAAUAAAAUCGAAUUGAAUUUAAUAAGCCAGAAUCAUUAAAAUAAAUUUUUUUUGGAUGAUAUUCUACUCCAUUAAGCUGCACCUGUAUAUUUAUAUUCUUGUAGCUCCUUUGGUUUGUAGGGCGUCUAUAAGCAAAGGAUAAUUUUUUUAGCGGUGCACCUGAUAAUUUAUUUGUUUAAAUUUUUAAUGUUUAGACUUUUUAUUUUUUUUAAUCUUUAUGUCUGAGCGUUUAUCAUAAUACAUAAAAAAUAAUUCAUAGAGGAAUGCUUCUGGGGUUCAGCAGAAAAUUUUUAUAAUAAUGUAAUACAAAUGAAUAAGAUAAAAUUAUAAACAUUUAAAAUAAAAAAGUAUUAAUUAUCCAUUAAACCCCAAAAAUAAUAUAUUUUUUAAUGAUUAUUUUCAUUUUUAUUAUAUCUUUUUUAUUUAAAUUCUUUUUAAGCAUCCAGAUUUCUACAAGGCUGUAAAUGGGUAUCAAGAUUUAAAAAAAAAGUAUAAAUAUUAAAAAUAAAAAAGGAUGGAUUAUCUGGUGUACCCUAGAAACAUUCCUCUGUGCAUCCUUUUUUACUCACUCUCUCACUUAUCUACUAUACCGCUUUAUCCUGUAUUCAGGGUCGCCGGGACCUAAAGCCUAUCCCAGGAGACUUAGGGGUAGAGACGAGGCAGGGGUACACGACAGGGACAGGGUGCCAAUCUAUCGCAGGGAGAACAUGCACACAAAGACGUGAACCUGGAUCCUUGAAUCGAACCCGGAUCCUGGAGGUGCAAGGCGACAGUGCUAACCACUACACCGCCGAGCCAACAUUUUAUAAGUUAAUUAAUAGUAAUAAAGUAUUUCUUUGAUUGAAAAAUCCAAAAAAAAGCAAAACCCCUAUUUUUUUCAAAU
Messenger RNA from Clarias gariepinus (North African catfish), 5533 nucleotides. It is a transcript of the gene fto, whose product is annotated as FTO alpha-ketoglutarate dependent dioxygenase. Gene Ontology annotation, molecular function: mRNA N6-methyladenosine dioxygenase activity; ferrous iron binding; broad specificity oxidative DNA demethylase activity. The record is from RefSeq and is a predicted model, not a curated record. The coding region runs from base 118 to 1848 and encodes 576 amino acids. The transcript is spliced from 10 exons. Lineage: Eukaryota; Metazoa; Chordata; Actinopteri; Siluriformes; Clariidae. Gene Ontology annotation, biological process: regulation of multicellular organism growth; DNA alkylation repair; RNA repair.